This is a messenger RNA of Cygnus atratus (black swan), 3330 nucleotides long. RefSeq names its product potassium voltage-gated channel subfamily H member 8 (gene KCNH8). The record is from RefSeq and is a predicted model, not a curated record. Lineage: Eukaryota; Metazoa; Chordata; Aves; Anseriformes; Anatidae. Gene Ontology annotation, molecular function: voltage-gated potassium channel activity. Gene Ontology annotation, biological process: potassium ion transmembrane transport; regulation of membrane potential. Gene Ontology annotation, cellular component: membrane. Bases 1 to 3330 code for a protein of 1109 amino acids. The transcript is spliced from 16 exons.
AUGCCGGUUAUGAAGGGAUUACUGGCACCCCAGAACACCUUCCUCGACACCAUCGCCACCCGGUUUGACGGCACACAUAGUAACUUCAUCCUUGCAAAUGCUCAGGUGGCUAAGGGAUUCCCUAUUGUUUACUGCUCAGAUGGCUUCUGUGAGCUUGCUGGAUUUGCAAGAACUGAAGUCAUGCAGAAGAGCUGCAGCUGUAAAUUUUUACUUGGUGCUGAAACAAAUGAGCAAAUGAUUCUUCAGAUUGAGAAAUCAUUGGAGGAAAAGAUAGAAUUCAAAGGAGAAAUCAUGUUCUAUAAGAAGGAUGGGUCUUCAUUCUGGUGCCUAUUGGAUAUUGUUCCUAUAAAGAAUGAGAAAGGAGAUGUAGUACUCUUUCUGGCCUCUUUCAAAGAUAUAACAGACACAAAAGUGAAGAUUGCUGCAGAAGACAAAAAGGAAGAAAAAUGGAAAGGAAGAGGAAGAGCUGGGUCACAUUUCGAUUCAGCUCGAAGACGGAGUAGAGCUGUCCUUUAUCAUAUCUCUGGACACCUACAAAGGAGAGAGAAGAACAAAUUAAAAAUUAAUAAUAAUGUUUUUGUAGAUAAACCAGCAUUUCCAGAAUACAAAGUUUCAGAUGCAAAAAAAUCCAAAUUCAUAUUGUUGCAUUUUAGCACUUUUAAAGCUGGCUGGGACUGGCUUAUUUUACUGGCAACGUUUUAUGUUGCUGUGACUGUACCUUAUAAUGUUUGCUUUAUUGGCCAUGAUGAGCUGUCUACAACUCGAAGCACAACUGUCAGUGACAUUGCAGUGGAAAUUCUUUUUAUCAUUGAUAUUAUUUUAAAUUUCCGAACAACAUAUGUCAGCAAGUCUGGCCAAGUUAUAUUUGAAGCAAGAUCUAUUUGUAUACACUACGUGACUACCUGGUUUAUCAUUGAUUUAAUUGCUGCACUUCCUUUUGAUCUUCUUUAUGCUUUCAAUGUCACUGUGGUUUCUCUUGUCCACCUCCUAAAGACAGUGCGGUUGCUCCGCCUCUUGCGUCUCCUUCAGAAGUUGGAUCGUUACUCCCAGCACAGCACAAUUGUUCUCACACUUCUCAUGUCCAUGUUUGCCUUGCUUGCUCACUGGAUGGCUUGCAUUUGGUAUGUCAUUGGGAAAAGGGAGAUGGAACAGAAUAACCCCCUUACCUGGGACAUUGGUUGGCUUCAUGAGCUAGGAAAACGUAUAGAGUCUCCUUACUAUGACAAUAAUACCCUGGGAGGCCCAUCAAUCAGAAGUGCCUAUAUAGCUGCCCUAUAUUUCACCCUCAGCAGCCUCACAAGUGUUGGGUUUGGAAAUGUUUCAGCCAAUACUGAUGCUGAAAAGAUCUUCUCCAUUUGCACAAUGCUGAUAGGAGCUCUGAUGCAUGCCUUGGUGUUUGGCAAUGUGACUGCCAUAAUUCAGAGGAUGUACUCCAGAUGGUCCCUUUAUCACACAAGAACCAAGGAUCUUAAGGAUUUUAUACGGGUCCAUCACCUGCCACAGCAGCUAAAGCAAAGGAUGCUUGAAUAUUUCCAAACUACAUGGUCUGUCAAUAAUGGAAUUGAUUCCAACGAGCUUUUAAAAGAUUUCCCAGAUGAGCUGCGUUCAGAUAUCACGAUGCACUUGAAUAAGGAGAUUUUGCAGCUCUCUCUUUUUGAGUGUGCCAGCCGCGGUUGCCUCAGGUCUCUGUCUCUGCAUAUCAAAACCUCCUUCUGUGCUCCUGGGGAAUACCUCCUCCGGCAGGGAGAUGCCCUGCAAGCGAUCUAUUUUGUGUGCUCAGGUUCCAUGGAAGUCCUGAAGGACAGCACGGUGCUGGCGAUUCUCGGUAAAGGAGAUUUAAUUGGAGCAAACCUAUCAAUUAGGGAUCAAGUUAUUAAAACAAAUGCAGAUGUUAAAGCUCUAACGUACUGUGACCUCCAAUGCAUUAUCCUCAAAGGUCUCUUUGAAGUGCUUGAUCUUUACCCAGAGUAUGCUCACAAGUUUGUUGAAGACAUACAGCAUGAUCUCACAUACAAUCUAAGAGAAGGCCAUGAAAGUGAUGUAAUAUCAAAAUUAUCAAACAAGUCUACGCUAUCUCAGACGGAGCUCAAGGGAAACGGAAAUAUAAAGAAAAGACUCCCUUCGAUUGUAGAAGAUGAAGAAGAUGAUGAUGAAGGAGAAGAAGAGAGCAUCACCCUUUCACCAAUCCAUACAAGAAGCACAACUUGCUCUCAACAGAAGAAGGCUGGAAGCAAUAAAAACCACCUGGGGAGGAACUUGAAGCAGUUGGCCUCAGGAACAGUGCCCUUCCAUUCACCCAUUCGUGCUUGCAGUUCAAACCCCUCAAGAACCAAACAUGAAACUGAGCUCCAUUACUAUUCCAAAAGGAAGGAGAAAAACCUUAAGUUACACCUUUCAGCACUGAAUGCUGGUGGCCCACCAGACCUGAGUCCAAGAAUUGUUGAUGGGAUUGAAGAUGGAAACCACAAUGAGGAGAGCCAAACCUUUGACUUCAGCUGUGAUCAGCUCGGGCAGGACUCCAGGGUAUCUCCAACAAUUGGAGAGGCUGAAAUUGGUGCUGCAGUGCUUGUUAUCAAAGUAGAAGAGACCAAACAACAGAUCAGCAGGCUUAAUAAUGAGGUGACAACCUUAACUCAAGAAGUCUCACAGUUAAGUAAGGAUAUGAAGAAUGUGAUGUACCUUCUUGAGAACCUGCUCACAUCCCAGAAGCCACCAGGGUUCUGCACAAUGCAUGGCAUAUCUCGGAGUCCGACUCUGGAAAGCCUGCAGGCUCGAAUGGCUUGGACUCCACGUCAACCUUGCACACACAUGCAAGCCGGGAACAUUACUUGCACCAAAGCACAACCCUGCCACAGUAACACGUUAUGUGACAUUUGGAAUACAGACCUAUCCUCUGUAGGCAGCAGCCCCCAAAGAACUGAACCCAACCUUCAAAAUUCUACGGACAGUGAAUUUUACUAUACACCGGGCCUUCACAAUUCACCCUCCCAGUAUCAGGUAAUUCAGAAAGAUAACUCGCAAUUUUUAAGAUGCACCUCUCCCCAUUCAGACACUACCUUGACCCCUCUUCAGUCUAUUUCAGCAACUCUUUCUUCUUCAGUAUGCUCUUCAUCAGAGACAUCAUUACACCUCGUGCUGCCCAGCAGGUCUGAGGAAGGUAGCUUUAGCCAAGGAGCAAUCAGCUCAUUAAGCCUGGAGAAUUUGCCAGGAUCAUGGGACCUUGAACGAACAGCUGGAGUAGUUUCUGCACAGACCUCAGAUUUUGCGUUAGACAUUGUGACAAGCACAAGGGAUAUUAAAGAUAAAGAUAACCAAGCCAUAGAUGUAUAA